Molecule: messenger RNA, 957 nt
Organism: Penicillium canescens
Lineage: Eukaryota; Fungi; Ascomycota; Eurotiomycetes; Eurotiales; Aspergillaceae
Exons: 1
Coding region: 1-957 (318 amino acids)
Source: RefSeq, a predicted model, not a curated record
AUGACUCCUUCCAUCCUCAUCGUCGGCGCCACUGGCAACACCGGCCGAGCUGUCGCUCAGACAUUGCCAAAGUUGCUUCAAUCAAGCAGCACUUUGUCCGGACAUCGCAUCAUUGCUCUCACCCGCUCCUCGCACAGUCCAGUAGCCCAAGAGCUUGCCAAGCUACCCGGAGUUGAAGUGAUCGAACAGAACUGGGUUGAAAUCACCGCCGACUGGCUCCGCGAACACCAAGUUGCUAGAGCAUUCAUUGCACCCCACAAUGAACCUAACCAAUUUGCCGAAGAGUCGACCUUCCACGUCAACGCCCUCAGCGCCGGCGUCAAGUAUGUCGUGCGAAUUUCGACUACCGCUGCGAAUGUCCGCCCAGAUUGCCCUGCCUACUAUGCACGCCAACACUGGGCCAUCGAGGCUCUCCUUGGCUCACCCCAGUUCAACAACUUGCAGUGGACGUCUCUUCAGCCGAACGUCUUCACGCCAUUCAUCAUGGCCCCUGCUGUGGAGUUCAUCAAGAAAUACCGCAAGACUGGAGAGCAGGAUACCCUUCGGCUGAUGCUGUCAGAGGAUGCACCCGUCGGCAGUAUCGACCCUGACGAGGUUGGUAUCCUUGCAGCUCAUCUCUUGUCUCAGGAUGACACUUCCGUCCACAACAAGGCCAAAUACGUUCUCAAUGGACCCGUGGACAUUACUGGAAAGCAGGUUGUCGACAUGAUUGAGCAGCACAUCGGUACGCCCAUCAAGGAUGUUAGCUACAAAGACGUCUCGUUCAUCGACAUGCUGUAUGAGUACCAAUAUGCGGCAACGAAGCAAUCUAAGAACGUCAUCUACUCAAUCAAGCGGGCCCCCGAGACAGCUUGGGAAGGGAAAUGCUCGACUACUACAACCAGCAAGGAGAUCCUGCAGAUUGCUGCUCCAAAGCGUACACCUACUGAUGUCUUGAAGACUUUACUGGAGGGUUGA